Molecule: messenger RNA, 969 nt
Organism: Homalodisca vitripennis (glassy-winged sharpshooter)
Lineage: Eukaryota; Metazoa; Arthropoda; Insecta; Hemiptera; Cicadellidae
Product: coiled-coil domain-containing protein 150-like
Exons: 4
Coding region: 162-728 (188 amino acids)
Source: RefSeq, a predicted model, not a curated record
UUUUCAGACGUUUCAAUUUAAUUUUUUUUUUAUUUAUUUAUUUUUUUAAAUUUUUUUUAUUUAAUGUUGACUGAUUUUUAAACGUGGUUAUGUUUGUAGUGGAUUGUGAUUAUUUGUUUUUUAAUUGACACAUUCUCAUUUUUCUAUCACAGUUUUAUAGUAUGGAGUUUGAGCAGUUGAAGACAAUAUUUAUACAUUUAGAAAAAAAUAUCUCUGUUCUUGAGAGAGAACUUGGUGAUAUUUCAAAGUUUUGUUACCAAACUGAUAACGGGUCUGAUUUUGAAGGAAUCAAGGUAUUGAAGAGGCUGUCAGAAGAAUUGGAGGAAAGAUGUAACGAACUAGAAGAGUUAAAUAAACAAGACGAGGCUGACAUUUGUGAAAUAAAUAAAGAAUUGAUAGAUAGUAAACAUUAUGUAGCUGAACUUGAAGAAAGGCAGCAGGAAUUUGAAAACAUCCUCAUUCAACACAACUUGCUUGAACCUGAUAACUCUGAACAACCGCAUAAAGACUUAGAGCAUGAUGUAAGCAGCUAUGAGAAGUUCCUUCAUGAGAGAAAACCUUUCAAGAGCCCCCUUGCACCUCAGGUAGCUGAUUCACCAGUCAAUAGCACAUUUCUUGUGGCUCGAAUUCCGAGCCAGACAAUACAACAAUUGCAUGAUUUCAAUAAAGAAAACCUCUCAGACUUGCAGAAUACCAUAUGUGACUUUCAGGAACACAAACAAAAGUAAAGAAACUGCAAGAAAAACUAAGAAGACUAAAUUAUUUGAAGUUAAAUCCAAUAAUUAUUGAUUAUUUGCCUAUGAGACUAUUGCAUACAAAUACAAACAAAAGUGACUCAACAGUUUCUUAAUGAUUCAAACACUGGACCGUUUCCAAGUUACAUUUUUAUAAGUAUGAUCUUUGUUGUUGUGUGUGAUAAGUGUAUAAAUUUUAAAUAAUAAGUUUAUAAUAAACAUAAUGAAAAAUUGG